Lachancea thermotolerans CBS 6340 is the source of this 1134-nucleotide messenger RNA. RefSeq names its product elongin A (gene ELA1). Gene Ontology annotation, biological process: transcription elongation by RNA polymerase II. Gene Ontology annotation, cellular component: elongin complex; nucleus. The record is from RefSeq and is a predicted model, not a curated record. The transcript has a single exon. The coding region runs from base 1 to 1134 and encodes 377 amino acids. NCBI's taxonomy places the organism in Eukaryota, Fungi, Ascomycota, Saccharomycetes, Saccharomycetales, Saccharomycetaceae.
AUGCCGAUAUCGGAAAACGAAGAAGAGUUUACUAUGGAACACAAACAGACGAAGAUCAAGAGCCUCAGCUCUCUGUGUGAAAUCAGCUUAAUGAGAAACCAUCUUAUGUUGCAAAAUGUGGCAAACGUGCCUUACCGGCUGGUACGAAAUGUGCUGUUGAAGCUGAAGAUGGAGCACCUGUGUAAGUUGGAGGAAUCAAACGUGCUGCUAAUAUUUGAGGAUGAAGAAGCCUGGGUAGAGCUGCUCAAGAAGGACUUCCCGAUGCAUGUGCACGACACUUACCACCGUAAGCGGGACGAAAUAGUAGCAUUCUACGCUGAUUUUGUAGAGAAGCACGACCCACCCAAAUUGCGGGACGAGGAGCUCAUGCGAGGGUUUCUGCGCUUUGCUGUGCGCAAGGAGCCUGCGACGCACAAGUAUAAGGUGCCCAGCCGGAUGCUUUAUUUCAAGUACCAAGAAGACAUGUUACGGAAACAGGAGCUCAGCACGCAGCGGCUGCGGAUGCGGAUGCAAGAGAUGCAGCAGGAGAAGGAAAAGAAGCAGAUCGUGCCGCUUGACGACCCCGUUUACUGCGAGCGACGUACCAAGGCCGCAGCGCGCGCCGGAGCAGGCGAGCGCUCAGGCCUGUUUGCAAAAUCCUAUAAGGAACACCAAAAGCGGCAGUUACACUUCAAGAGUGGCGGAUACGAUGCCAAGAGCCGGCCGGUGAAACGGCUGGCGUUCGGUGGCCAGGUGGGGAGACCCGCGCCUAGCCCCGCCGCGCCAGCCCCGUGCGCAGCUCCUGCUCCGCCUGUCGCCGCGCCCGCCCCGCUUCCCGCAACAAUGCAGGACACCUCUCAGCCUAAGAGAAGCACACCAGCAGUCGCUCCGUCUGCACGCCGGAAGCCAACCCCCGAACAAAACCUUUUCCUGAAGCGCAGAAGGCCUCUGCCGAAGCCCAAAACGCCGCCCACGCCCCGAGCAGAACCCUCUGUAAAGAGAAAGCCCACUGUGGUCAAGGUCAAUUCCACCAAAAUUCACAGAAAAAACACCAAAACUAGCAUUUUCGCUGCUCCCUCGCCCCAGCAGCAGGUCCUGAGCCAGCAUAGCAACACCUCCAGCGCCUACAUCUUCGACCAGCCCCGCCAGGGCUAG